This is a messenger RNA of Capsicum annuum, 3270 nucleotides long. Its product is annotated as probable LRR receptor-like serine/threonine-protein kinase At3g47570. Gene Ontology annotation, biological process: protein phosphorylation. The record is from RefSeq and is a predicted model, not a curated record. Gene Ontology annotation, molecular function: ATP binding; protein kinase activity; protein binding. Lineage: Eukaryota; Viridiplantae; Streptophyta; Magnoliopsida; Solanales; Solanaceae. The transcript is spliced from 5 exons. Bases 1 to 3270 code for a protein of 1089 amino acids.
AUGACCCAAACCAACAUUACCACUGAUCAAUUGGCUCUUCUCGCUUUGAAAUCCCAAAUAAUUUCAGACCCCUCUCACUUCUUAGAUGAAAGUUGGUCUCCCGCUACGUCUGUUUGUCAUUGGGUUGGAGUCACUUGUGGCUCUCGUCACCAACGAGUGGACUCCUUGAAUCUUUCUAACAUGGCUCUUGCAGGCAGGAUUCCCCGAGAAUUUGGAAACCUCACAUUUCUUGUUUCUCUUGACUUGGAAAGCAACAAUUUCCAGGGUAAUUUGCCUCAAGAAAUGGCACGCUUGCGUCGGCUUAAGUUUCUUGAUCUAAGUUUCAACAACUUCAGAGGGGCGAUUCCUUCUUGGUUUGGGUUUUUACACCAACUCCAAGUUCUAAAUCUUAGGAAUAAUAGUUUCAUCGGUUCCCUUCCCUCUUUAUUUUUUAACAUUUCAAAGCUUGAAAUGUUGAAUUUGGCAUUCAAUUCCUUGGAAGGUCAUAUACCUGUGUCUCUCUCGAAUGCCUCAAGAAUCGAGCUCAUUGCAUUUACCGGCAAUAGCUUAUCAGGAGAUCUUCCCAAUGGUUUAUGCAAUGGUCUCCCAAUACUCAAAGGGCUUUAUUUAUCUAUAAACAAGCUUCGCGGUCAUAUGCCUACAAGCAUAUCAAAUUGUUCACAACUUCAAAUUUUGUCUUUAUCGGAAAAUGAGUUUGAUGGACCAAUACAUAGUGAAAUUGGAAACUUGAGUAACUUGCAGAUAUUAGGACUCGGAACCAACCAUUUCUCUGGGAUAAUUCCACAAGAAAUUGGAAAUCUUGUUAAUUUGAUUGAGUUAUGGAUGGAGGAAAACCAGAUGACCGGCUCAGUCCCAAUCUCCAUAUUCAAUAUCUCGGUGCUGCAAGUUUUGUCACUGUCGAGGAACAAUCUUAAUGGAUUCUUACCACGUAAAAUUGGCAACUUAACCAAAAUGCAAUUAUUAUAUCUUGAACAAAAUAGGUUUACCGGUGAAAUACCCAAAGAGAUGAGCAAUCUCAUUGAGUUGGAGGAACUUCAGCUUGGCCUUAAUAGUUUUAGUGGUCCACUUACAAUGGAGAUCUUCAACAUAUCAGGGCUGAGAGUAAUUGAUCUUUCAUUCAACAAUCUAUCAGGAAGCCUCCCACCAAGCAUUUGUUCUAUCUUACCCAUCAUUGAAGAGCUUUAUCUGUCCGGCAUAAACAAUCUUGUUGGGACUAUUCCUCAUUCCAUCUCCAAUUGUUCCGAACUUACUAUUCUAGAUCUUUCAUACAACAAACUCUCUGGCUUGAUUCCUAGUUCUCUUGGAUAUUUGACUCAUCUACAAUUCCUAAACAUGAUAGAAAACAAUUUAACCAGCGACUCUUCGUUAAGCUUCCUAACUUCCUUAACCAAUUGCAGAAAUUUAACAGCUGUUUCUCUAUCUUUAAACCCUCUGAGCAGCAUGCUUCCAGUCUCCGUUGGGAACUUUUCAACAUCUCUUAUAAAAUUUUACGCCAACAGUUGCAAGAUCAAAGGGCGAAUUCCAAAUGAUUUUGGGAACUUAAGCAGCUUAUUAGACCUUGAUCUUUCUGAGAACAGCUUGGCUGGAUCGAUUCCCACAACAAUUGGAAACUUGAGAAACAUUCAGCGCUUCAACUUGGGUAACAACAAACUUACAGGAUUUAUUGGUGAUCAUAUAUGUAAAUUGCAGCAUUUGGGUGAAAUUUACAUGGGUCAAAAUCAGUUUUCAGGAUAUCUUCCUAAUUGUUUAGGGAAUAUUACUUCCCUUAGGGAGAUACAUCUGCGUUUCAAUAAAUUGAGUUCCAAUAUACCAGCAAGCAUAGGGAACCUUCAGGAUCUAGUGGUUCUUGACUUAUCGUCAAACAACAUGGUAGGUUCUUUGCCUCAAGAAAUUGGAAAUCUAAAGGCUGCGACAUUGAUAGAUCUGUCGAUAAAUCAAUUCUCAAAUGGCAUUCCAAGAGAAAUUGGAGGAUUACUAACUCUGGUGCACCUUUCUUUGAGACACAACAAGUUGCAAGGAUCUAUACCUGACUCAAUGAGCAACAUGGUGGGUUUGGAAUUCCUAGACCUUUCUCAUAAUAACAUAUCUGGAAUCAUUCCUAUGUCUUUGGAAAAACUUCACAACCUGAAGUAUUUCAAUGUUUCUGUCAACAAAUUGUUUGGUGAAAUACCUUCUGGGGGUCCUUUCGAGAACUUCUCGAGUAAGUUUUUCAUCUAUAAUGAAGCAUUGUGUGGUUCUUCAAGAUUUAGUGUCCCGCCAUGCCCAACUUCAUCAAAGCACAAAUCAAAUAGGAAAAAAUGGCUAGUUCUAUAUCUUUUUCUAGGACUUGCAAUUUUAUUUGUUCCUAUCAUAUUUGUGUUUGCAUGGAUAAGGUAUAGAAGAGGUAAAAGAGCUCCGCAACAAGCUGAUUCAUUGUCUGCCAUAACAAGAGAAAGAAUUUCAUACUAUGAAUUGCUGCAAGCAACUGAUGCGCUUAGCGAGAGUAAUCUGAUUGGUUCUGGAAGUUUUGGCUCUGUCUACAAAGGCGUUCUCAGAAGUGGUAUUUCCAUUGCUGUUAAAGUGUUCAAUCCUCAACUAGAUGCGGCAUUCAAGAGCUUUGAUACGGAAUGUGAAGUUCUGCGUAUCCUUCGCCAUAGGAAUCUCAUAAAAGUCAUUACUAGUUGUUCCAGUCUUGAUUUCAAGGCUUUAGUUCUAGAGUAUAUGCCUAAUGGAAGUCUUGAUAAGUAUUUGUAUUCACACAACUACUUCCUCGACAUCAGGCAGAGACUAAGCAUAAUGAUAGAUGUGGCAUGUGCAUUGGAAUAUCUCCAUCAUGAGUGUUCGUCGCCUGUGAUUCACUGUGAUCUGAAACCGAGUAAUGUCUUGCUGGAUGAGGAUAUGGUUGCCCACCUCAGCGACUUUGGCAUUUCAAAACUGCUUGGUGAAGAUCAGGAGUAUGGACUGGAAGGACUAGUGUCAACAAAGUGUGACGUCUAUAGUUAUGGGGUCAUGUUGCUGGAAACAUUUACCAGGAGAAAGCCUAAUGAGUUUGAGGGAGAUCUUAGCUUGAAGCAAUGGGUGAGUUAUUCACUUCCAGAUGCUGUAAUGGACGUCGUAGAUGCCAACUUGGUAACCCAAAUGGGUAGUCGCUUACAGACAGAGCUAGAUGUUGUGGCAUUAAUCAUGAAAGUAGCAUUGGAUUGUUGUGCUGAAUCUCCGGCAAGAAGGACUAACAUGAAAGAUGUUGUAGGAAUGCUACAGAAGAUCAAUAUUCAACUUCUUUCAUGCUGA